Molecule: messenger RNA, 1401 nt
Organism: Trichoderma virens Gv29-8
Lineage: Eukaryota; Fungi; Ascomycota; Sordariomycetes; Hypocreales; Hypocreaceae
Exons: 2
Coding region: 61-1104 (347 amino acids)
Source: RefSeq, a predicted model, not a curated record
UGCUAUACUGCCGAGGAAGGGAUCUCAAUAGUAUAGAGUUGACUACAGCAGCUAGACUUCAUGUCAUCUCCCACUAGUAUCACGGCUACCGAAGGCCCCGGCGGACCACCACUUGGAGCUAGCCAGCUCUCCAAGCUUCGUUGGGCAGUGAAGAAUCCACCUUCCGACCCGAAGGUGUCAUUCACAGGCAAGACAGUUCUCGUCACUGGCGCAAACGCCGGUCUUGGUUUCGAAGCCGCCAUCAAAUAUUCUGCUCUCGGGGCCGACAAACUCAUACUUGGUGUGCGAUCGGUUGAGAAGGGAGAGGUAGCAAAGAAACAGAUCUUGGAACGGACGGGCCGCAAGAGCGACACAAUCGAUAUAGUCACGGUUGAUCUCAUCGACUAUGCCUCUGUUCAAGCUUUCGUUCUGGCAUUGGAGGCAAAGACUGACCAUCUCGAUGUCGCAUUACUCUGUGCUGGUCUAGGCAACCCCUCGUACGUUAAGGCUGCGACUGGCUGGGAGAUGGCAAUCCAAGUCAACGUUCUUUCUACUGCCCUCAUGGCGAUUUUGCUACUCCCCCUUCUCCGAAAGACGGCGGCCUCCGGUAGACAGCCUCGUCUGACCUUUGUUGAAAGUGUGGGACACGAGUCUGUUAAGAAGGAAUGGUUCAGUGCAACAGGAAGCCUGUUGAAGGCUUCUAAUCAGGAAGAGGGAUGGGACGCUGCCAAAAGCUACUCGAUGGUCAAGCUGCUCGGCAUGGCUGAUAUGGACCUAGUCGCACGAGCCACUGCUAACAACUCUUCAGGCAUUAUCGUUAAUGCUGUCUGUCCCGGAUUAUGUAAAACUGAUCUGGGUCGAAAUUUUAAUUUGGCAACCAAGGUGUUUAUGGUUCCCUUCCAGGCUGUAUUCGCCCGCACUGCUGAGCAGGGAGCACGAUCGCUUGUGAGUGCUACGGCUCUUGGUCCUGAGAGUCAUGGUAAAUUUUGGAAUCACGAUAUUUUAUACCCCAUGGGUGAUCUUGCUCGAGACGAGGAUUUCAUGAAAACGACCGAGGCAGAGAUACUUGAAGUUAUCGAAAAAUUGCAGCCCAAUGUGCAGCAGAUUCUCAACGGUACACGGUAACUGGGAGUACUAUCUUUCACGCCUCUUUCCGUGGGAGUCCAAGGUUAAAGCUGUACUUAAACACUAGUUUAUGGAUUAUCCGAGGGCUACUCUGGGCAGAUAUUGGACUUUGGAAUUUUUUUGUUUUCUUUUCCAUUGUUUUCACUUCCCUCCCUUGAGAUUGCACCCGAUUUCUAGGAAAAUACAAGGUUCUAGAGCCGCUUCGAAGUGACUGGCUGGUUUGAUAUUUUUGUUCAGCCCAUGAUUACAUUUGUUGGUGUGAUUUUAGCGUUUCUCUGAAUACGGCAUAAUAUUUUC